Messenger RNA from Harpia harpyja (harpy eagle), 3768 nucleotides. It is a transcript of the gene MIMS2, whose product is annotated as family with sequence similarity 210 member B. Lineage: Eukaryota; Metazoa; Chordata; Aves; Accipitriformes; Accipitridae. Gene Ontology annotation, cellular component: mitochondrion. Bases 42 to 608 code for a protein of 188 amino acids. The transcript is spliced from 3 exons. The record is from RefSeq and is a predicted model, not a curated record.
GGUGCGCAGAGUUGUGGCUGCGCUGUUAUCGCGCCGUUGCUAUGUACCGCCUGGUGCGCCUGGGCCCGCUGCGGCCGCCGGCCGUUCCGCGCAGCCCCCCGCGCCCGCUCCCCGCCGUCCCCCGCGCCUUGGGCUGCGGUCCCCGCCUCGAUCGGGUUGGCCUCAGCCCGCCGCUGCCCCUGGUAACGCUGCGAUCCGCCGCCGGUAGCUCCGCCAAGGAUGCAGGUGGUUCCCCCGAAAAGGCAGUCACGGAUCCCAGUGGUGAAAACAAGAAACUCAACAAAUCCCAGCAGCUGAAACAAGUUUUUAAAGAAUACGGUGCUGUAGGGGUUUCAUUCCAUGUUGGAAUUUCAUUAGUAUCUCUAGGAAUUUUCUACCUGGCUGUGUCAAGUGGUGUGGAUAUGACUGCAGUUCUCUUCAAACUUGGUUUCAGUGAGUCAUCAUUACAAUCUAAAAUGGCUGCUGGUACAAGCACAUUUGUGCUGGCAUAUGCAGUUCACAAAUUGUUUGCUCCAGUACGAAUCAGCAUCACUGUGGUUUCUGUGCCAUUUAUUGUCCGAUACUGCCGGAAGAUUGGUUUCUUCAAACCUCCUGCCCCAAAUCCAUGAUUUCUUACUGUUUUUUACUCUUUUUAAAUGCUCUAUAUCCAUGUAGCUUUUUGGAUUGCUAAAGUUUUUUAAAAGACUUACUUGGAUUCAUGUUAAUGCUGACCUCCUCUUGGAUUUCUUACUUGUUCUUUCAGGUAAAUGUUACACUGUGAAAAGUGCUGUCCUCCUUUCCCUUUUGCCACCUCUUCUUUAGAAAAACCUGUUAAAAUGGUAUCUGGUUUCCACUGCAAGUGGUAAUAUAAAUGCUUAACAAUGAGCAGUCUCUUUAGAACACACAGUUCUGGGUCUUUAUAAUCUAGCUUUUUGGGCCUUAACAUUUCUCUUGUCAAAAUAGAGUGGCCAUGUUAGUUUAUUACUGUGUAGUUGGGAAACAGACUAAGAUUCUCUUCCUAAUAGUCUGUGGAAUAAACAAUAUCCUACUGUAUGAAUAGUUCUUUUGGUAAGUGUGUAUACUGGAAUCUAAGGUGGUAGGUGAGUGUUUCUUUGUUAUAAAAGGCAUGUAUUAGAGUCCAGUCUUGCAGCACCACACACAUGCUGAACUAACCUAAGUGGCAGUACCUGUAUGCUUACUUAUUACACGGUGAUAAUUGUUUUAGCCAGAAUAGGUGAUGCACCAUUCUGAAACUACAGCUCCUUUGUGGUACUUCCAUGUUUCAAGAUUUUAUUGUUUGCAAGUGUGCUUUAUUUAUAGGCUAGGAACUGGCCUUACUGAAGUCCUCUUUUUUUUUUUUUUUAUGCCUAUAGACUCAGAAGGAAUCCUGAGUCUACUGAAAUCAGUGUAACCAGAAUUACCUCCUAUGUGAACAUAUUCCAAAGACCAUCAAGUCAGAGGCAAGGUAUCUGUGGGUUUUUAAUCUAUUGAGAUCUGGCUUUGUACUGGAGACUUUUUUUUUUUUUUAAUCUGAAAACUAACCCUAGCAGCUUUCUGCUCCUGUGGAUGAAACUCAAAUCUGCACCUGAAGUCCAGACAUUACAAUUCAUAGCUUCUCAAGAACAAUUCUUAUGCUUUUGUCUGACAGACUGUUGAACGUACCAGUUAGAGGUGCUUUCCAUUUCCUUAUUUGGACACUGUUCCUAUUAGAAUGUAGUUGCAUAUGCAUUAUAUUCACAUACCACCUUUCAGUUAACCUAAAGACUGGAUCCCAAAACUAGGUAGUCAAUGUAACAUUCUGUGGUAAACCUAAGUUUCAGACUUAGGACUGUGCUUCUGUGAGAUAGCUCAAGCCAGAUCUAUCAGUCUUUUGGACCUGUUCCUCCUUCUAGGUCUGCUCUUUGUAUGUUGUCUUGCUCUGUCUUUGUGCUUACGUUUACCCCAAGGUGGCUCUGACAGAUCUGUUCAUGCAGGAAUCUGAUUAAAGUAAAAUAGCAGGAAAUUACCCUGGUGAUGACAGUAAUUUUUUUUUUUUUCCCCUGAAAUAUAGUGAAUUGAGAGGAAGGAAUCAUGUGGUUAGGAUGAGAGUUGGCUGAGGGAGGGAAAGAGGAGCAAGUAAUUUCUGUUGUUACAAGCAACCUAUUAACUCUACUCAGCCAUAACAUUAAAUUGCACCUUAACUCCUUUCCCAUUCAGGAAGUCCAAUCCAUAGGCUGGUUGGAUGCACUGAGGAUUCUCAGGCUCACUAGUGAGCAAGCAGCACUUGUGCUCUAGGAAGAUGAGUCACAGCCACAUACAUCCUUGUACCUCUGUAUUAUUGCUACCCCUUGGUUAAUCAGAGGUUUUCUCUAAGACAGGGAAAACUGGAAGAGGGGUAGUUUACCUCCUCUGCUCUGUGGAAGCAAGCAGAUACUAGAGAUUGCCACCUGAAAACAAAGAACCCAUUGGUAAGGGCUUGGUCUCAGGGGGCUGUGCUGUUAGCACAGAUGAGGGUUUAGCAUCUUAAGAUGGAAACAGUUGCAGCAGUGAGUAGGUACACAUGCAAGAUAGAGGCUUGAUGUAUAAUGCAAACACAGCCAUACGUGACAUAUGUAAAGAUGCAUUAUAUAGUUAAACACUGCUCAAAAUACUGACCUUAGGAGCAGGGCAUACUGAGAAUCAGCCUUGCAGUGUGGCCUGCUUCCAUGAGCUAUAAGCUGUGUCACUAACAGAGCUUAUAUCCUGCACAGCUGCUUGGCUUGCUUGUUAAAAUAUGGAGCCAACAUUCUGCUGCUUCAUGUACCCAUGUGUGCAGAAGGAAUGGCUGUCAAGCUCAUUUUGACUAGCUGCUUAUUAAAAAAAAAAAAAAAAACCCACACAACAUACUGGACUUCACCCAUUUCAUGCCUGCUUUGCAGUAUGGCUGCUGAAACUGGCAGCUUGUCCUAGCUUCAGCUUGCUGCUAUCUAAGCCAGCUCCAAUAAGAGCACAAGUUUCAAAUCAGCUUGUCCCUCAAGGAAGCUCUGCCUUUACCCUUGACUGAUCUGUGUUAUUAUACCUGUUACAUGGAUGGAAGCUUAUUGCUGAGUGUUUGAUAGGUAAAAACUGCACACAGUUGAAGGGUUACCACAUUAUGACAACACGCAACCAAUACUACUGUAGCUUUCUGGGACCUGCUACAUUCUAGAACAGCUAGAGUCUUUGAAAUUUCAAGUGGGCAGUCAGUAUUUAUUAAGUGUAAGUUUUACUUGGGCUUUUUUUUUUUCUGUUCACAGAAGCCUGUGGGUUUUUUCUACAUGCCCUCUCUCUUUGCAUCAGUUUAGGGCAAGUUCUGUUACCAAGGCUAACAAAAGAAUUCCAGAAUAGUCACAAGGCAUCCUUGUUUUCUUCAUUAAUCAGUCAUUUCCAAUAAGUAUGUUUUGUCCUGAAGUUGAUAGAAAAUUAAUAUUCAAGCUUUUUCUUUUUCAAAAAAAUCUUUCUGUAAAGCAGGAAUCAUUUAAAGCAAAUGCACCUAAAUGUUAUUAAAAGUCACCAGCACUAACUAGAGAUUUUCUUGCAGUAAAGAAACAGAGCUUCAUUUAAAUUAUGACCAGAAUUGAGAUUACCUAUUAAGAUAAAUAUGGUUGUAUAAACUACUGGCAAUUUAUUUAGAUGAAGUUUUUUGCAAAUUAUGUUUUAAAUUAAUUUGAGAAUAUAUUUUGAAUUCUAGAAUCCUUGCUUGUAAAAGGAUCAUUUUUUAAAGUGGUUUGUAAAAUAGUGAAGAUGACCUUAAAGUCUUAUAAUGAAAAUAAAGUAAAUUGCUUUCUCUUA